This is a messenger RNA of Colletotrichum destructivum, 522 nucleotides long. RefSeq lists its product as uncharacterized. Lineage: Eukaryota; Fungi; Ascomycota; Sordariomycetes; Glomerellales; Glomerellaceae. Bases 1 to 522 code for a protein of 173 amino acids. The record is from RefSeq and is a predicted model, not a curated record. The transcript has a single exon.
AUGAACACUCAAGCACAGUCCUUGACGCCUACGGGCUCAUACUCGGGCGAAACGCUCGUCGGCCACGAGUCCCCGCCGGCUUCAUGGUCCCCCAGUUACAGUGUCGCGUCGACACUUGCAGAUACACCGGGGCAUGGUCCCGAGACGGGUCACGAAGAUGUGGAGUCGACGGGGCCGGCAGCUGUCCGUGCGUGGCAAAGGUCAUCCUUCGUUGGCCAUGCACCACCGUCCGAAGCUCUUGACACCGAUGGCUUCGGCAUCCGCCCAGACACGGCAAACACUACUUCAACUACUUCGACAGUGGAAGAACAGCGUCGGGAGCUCUCUUUGACUCCCAGAACCUCAACCUCAGACAUUACUCUAGUCGGUUCCCCCACCAAUUCGUGGUCCUCCGGCCAAACGACGAUUGCUUUAUCACCUGAGGGUGAUUUGAUUGAGGCCAUGAGAGGUCACCACGAAGACCAGGAUGAGAUUUCCUGUCGCGCCGGAGUCUCAGUACCUGCCGCAAUUCCGAGGUCCUAA